Molecule: messenger RNA, 3590 nt
Organism: Pelodiscus sinensis (Chinese soft-shelled turtle)
Lineage: Eukaryota; Metazoa; Chordata; Testudines; Trionychidae
Biological process (GO): regulation of gene expression
Cellular component (GO): nucleus
Source: RefSeq, a predicted model, not a curated record
UUCCGGCGCGAGUGCAGCCGGGCACAUAGAAGCCGCAUGUGCAGAAGUGUCCCUGGGCGGCCAGGGGGCUGCCUUGCUGGUGCGUGGCUGUGACUGCUCAUGCUAGCAGAGCCCAGGCAAUCAGAUGCAUCGCGGGGCUCUGUGUGGGGAGAGAACGGCUGCAGGGAGAGCGCUCGGGGCGGGGCGGAAGCGGGUGUGAAAUGUGCUAACCCCCCUCUCGCCCUGGCAGGCUGCAGAGUAGUGGCCGCAUUUGGCACCAGCUCACCCGCCUCCCGGAGGCAGGCAGGGACAUGGCUGUGGUGGAGCCAGCUCAGCAGGUUACAGGACAGUGAGUGAGAACAAGCAGGAGAAUCCUCAGCAGGACACUCCUGGAAAAGUGGAGCUUCAGGAGACAUUUUUGAGAAAAGCUGAAGGGACUUUUUUCCAGUGAAAUCAACACAGGUCAGAGAGGCAGCUAGAAAACCAUCCAAGGAAGAAUAUGGAUGAAUUCAUUCAGUAUGGCGAAGGAUGCACAAAUCCCAAGGAAACCACAGCCCAGCAGACAAGUCCCAAGGAAGAAAAACCCUACAAAUGCCUUGACUGUGGAAAAGGAUUCAGUUUAAGUACAAACCUUAUUACACAUUGGAGAACCCACACGGGAGAGAAAUCCUACAAAUGCUUGGACUGUGGGAAAAGCUUCAGUGAAAAGUCAUACUUUAUUACUCACCAGAGAGUUCACACAGGAGAGAGACCGUAUAAAUGCUUUGCAUGUGAGAAAAGCUUCAGUCAGAAGUCAUACCUUAUUACACACGAGCGACUGCACACAGGAGAGAGACCAUAUAAAUGCCAUGAGUGUGGAAGAAGUUUUAGUGAAAGUACAUCUCUAAUUAAACAUGGGCGAACCCACACAGGAGAGAGACCCUAUAAAUGCCUGGAGUGUGGGAAAAGUUUUAUUGAAAAUUCAUCCCUUACUAAACAUGGGCGAGUCCACACAGGAGAAAAACCCUAUAAAUGCCUUGAGUGUGGGAAAAGAUUCAGUCUGAAAUCAGCCCUGAACACACACCGGAGAACCCACACAGGAGAGAAGCCCUAUAAAUGCCUGGACUGUGGGAAAAGUUUUGCUCACAAUUCAGGAUUUAGUGCUCAUCAGAGAGUCCACACAGAAGAGAAGCCCCAUAGGUGCUUGGACUGUGGGAAAAACUUCAGCCACAUAUCAAACCUUACUAGACAUCAGAGAAUCCAUACAGAAGAGAAGCCUUAUGGAUGCUUGGACUGUGGGAAAAACUUCAGCCACAUAUCAAACCUUACUAGACAUCAGAGAAUCCAUACAGAAGAGAAGCCUUAUGGAUGCUUGGACUGUGGGAAAAACUUCAGCCACAUAUCAAACCUUACUAGACAUCAGAGAAUCCAUACAGAAGAGAAGCCUUAUGGAUGCUUGGACUGUGGGAAAAACUUCAGCCACAUAUCAAACCUUACUAGACAUCAGAGAAUCCAUACAGAAGAGAAGCCUUAUGGAUGCUUGGACUGUGGGAAAAACUUCAGCCACAUAUCAAACCUUACUAGACAUCAGAGAAUCCAUACAGAAGAGAAGCCUUAUGGAUGCUUGGACUGUGGGAAAAACUUCAGCCACAUAUCAAACCUUACUAGACAUCAGAGAAUCCAUACAGAAGAGAAGCCUUAUGGAUGCUUGGACUGUGGGAAAAACUUCAGCCACAUAUCAAACCUUACUAGACAUCAGAGAAUCCAUACAGAAGAGAAGCCUUAUGGAUGCUUGGACUGUGGGAAAAACUUCAGCCACAUAUCAAACCUUACUAGACAUCAGAGAAUCCAUACAGAAGAGAAGCCUUAUGGAUGCUUGGACUGUGGGAAAAACUUCAGCCACAUAUCAAACCUUACUAGACAUCAGAGAAUCCAUACAGAAGAGAAGCCUUAUGGAUGCUUGGACUGUGGGAAAAACUUCAGCCACAUAUCAAACCUUACUAGACAUCAGAGAAUCCAUACAGAAGAGAAGCCUUAUGGAUGCUUGGACUGUGGGAAAAACUUCAGCCACAAAUCAAAUCUUACUAGACAUCAGAGAAUCCACACAAGAGAAAGUCCAUGUUAACACCUGGACACUGGGAAAUAUUUCUGGGUUGACUUGGGACACCUUGGGAUGCCUGUUCUGCCUGUCUGGGCCCCCUUUUACCUGGCCUUGCUAGGCCAGACUCAAGCCUUUUUCAGCCAAGUCCACAGGCAGGAACGAUCCAGACACACAUCAGCUCUGGGAAGACUCGGCUGAAAAGGACCCUCCCUUGGGAUACCAUUCCAAAGUGACAGGACAUUUGCCUCUUCCUCAAUGAGGAGGAAGGUUUGCACAGCUUCCUCCUCUGCCCCGUGGCAAAUUACAUAAGCUGGGUGAUAUUCUGCACCCGACGUAAGUUUAUGAACUGUGAAAAGUGUAUUUUAAGUAGUCAAAAAGAACAAAGCCGAUUACUAAGAAGAUAAUACAAAAUAUGCAAAUGGAGCUAGAUUUCCUAAAGACACUAGCUACAAAUAAUAAUUUCUCACCUGAAAUGUUGAUUGAGGUAGAGUCAUUUGCAGGCCAGAGGGGUCUCUUCUAGCCUGGAUCCAGCAUUGCUCCCCUCCCCCUCAGCCCCGUCAGUUACAGUCCUGUGGUUUCCAGGUAUCAUUUGGGUGGGAAGGCCAAGUGAAGCAAGCUGAAGAUGAUAGUUGUUUCCUCCCCCACCUUGUAUAGGAUUUCCAUAAAGCAGGUGGCCCCAGGAGUGGGGAAGGGGGGAUAGAGCCAGGGGAAGGUGAUGUGGGGGAAAGGAGGGAUAAAAGUGCUUGGUGCAGGCUGGAUGGGGGAAGCUCAGCGACCCCGCGCCUCACAGGAUCACAAAUUAGUGACUCCAGGGGAACAGAUGACAGACUUCAACCCUUCCCCUCUCCUCCCCCCCUCCGAUGGCACUAGGACCUGCAAUAGCAGCCAGGGAGGGCUUGUGGAUGGGGUGAGAGAGGCAGGUGGGCAGGAGUCAAGUGGGCUGGGAGAGUCCAGUGCAGGCGGUCAGUCUGGGCUGUCUUGCCUUGGCUGACCUCACAGCAAGCUUCAAGGCCCAGGCUGUAGCUGUAUAUGAUUCAUGCCCAUUUCAUUUGAAAUUAUUCCUGCCGUAAUGCAUUGUCUGAGGGUGACGCUACCAGUGUAACAAGUUUCUCAGUGAUUCAUGACUUUUGGCGGACAUAUAUUUGUGAUUGGGAAGACUCGAAUCAUGAGGCUAAGAGAGUUUAUGUCCACAGAGUGUUGCCACGGACAGCACACGAACCAAUGGGGAGCACCAGGGGACAAAAGUCUUUGUGGAUUUCUCUGCCUACCAUGAAGAGGAGACAGGCGAGUGAUUCCUCCCAACAGUGAAUUUGUGAUUUGAAGCAGAAACGAGGGGAAGAAAUAAAAAGGCCUAAGAGAGAGGGACGGUAUCUUUUAUGCUGCUUCGACUCUGAGGGACAAGGAUUAUUAAGCAGAAAGCAAAAUCUCCCCAGUGUUUGGGCUGGGAUAGCCCUAAAGGACAUAACAAGCUUGUUAUUAUAGAAGCAUCUUUUUCUUGUUGAAACUUAAGAGUGGAAUUGAUUUGUGUGUC